AUGGCGUCCUCAUCGAAUUCAGACGUCGACGACACCAGCUACGUCAUGCGCGACAAGACAGACGCCACCCUCGUCGGCAAGCACUGCCAGUACGAGUACUGCAACCAGCUCGACUUCCUCCCCUUCCUCUGCCAGUCAUGCGGCAAGACCUUCUGCCUCGACCACCGCACUGAGUCGGGCCACAAGUGCGCCAACCCGGGCGCCUGGGCGCAGCGCAAGCGACAGGCCGAGCUCGCCAAGCCGUCCAUCGGCCAGGGCAAGACGCUGCGAGACCGUGUCUCCCAAAAGCCCUGCGCGUCGCCCGACUGUAAGACGGUCGUCGGCACGUCGCUCACGCCAGGAGUCCACUGCGACACGUGCAACCGCGACUACUGCCUCAAGCAUCGCUUAAAGGAGGACCACAACUGCAAGAACCUUGUGCCAAUCGGGGCCCGUCCGUCGCCGCAGAUCGACGCCGUCGCGCAAAAGACGAGAUCCGCGCUCGACAAGCUGCGCGCAUGGGGCUCGGCCAAGCGCGAGCAGGCCGAACGCGCCCUGCCGAAACCUAAGCCUAGCUCCACGGCAGCACGUGUCGCGGCUACGGCCAAGCUCAAGAAGACGGCCAAGGGGCGCAAGGACAUUGCCGAGGAGAAGCGUAUCUACCUGUACGUCGAGGCCGAGGCGGAGACGGCCAAGGCCAAGCUGCCCAAGGGCGAGUUCUUCUUCUCCAAGGACUGGGUCGUCGGGCGGCUACUCGACGACGCGGCGCAGCAGCUGCAGGUGCAGAACAUGAACAACAAGAGCUCCGACGAGAGGGACAAGCUACGCGUCUUCCAUGUCGAAGGCGGACGGCUGCUCGAGUUUAACGAGAAGAUUGGCUCGUCACUACAAAGUGGCAACACGGUGAUUCUACUUAGGGGCGUUGGACCGCCGCCGAGUUUGAUAGAGCCGUGA
Messenger RNA from Purpureocillium lilacinum, 933 nucleotides. RefSeq lists its product as uncharacterized. Gene Ontology annotation, molecular function: zinc ion binding. Gene Ontology annotation, cellular component: cytoplasm. NCBI's taxonomy places the organism in Eukaryota, Fungi, Ascomycota, Sordariomycetes, Hypocreales, Ophiocordycipitaceae. The record is from RefSeq and is a predicted model, not a curated record.